UAGCCUAUCGAAGAUAGAUCCUUAAAACUCAAAGCAGAAGAGGAACGACUGACUUGGUUGAUGAUAUUCGAUAAUUGAUGUCUCAACAGUGGCAAGUGAAGGUGCAGCAUGCAGUGCCUGGUGUCAACUCCGUCGCAGAUGCCAUGGCCAGGGUUGCAACAGUGGAAUGUUUGCUUCAAUUUGAUCUGUAAUAGCUUAUAAAUACUAUGUGAUUGAUCUGGCUUCCUUUAAAAAACAAAUAUCAAAUCUAUUAAAAUAAGUCAACAACGCCUUGCCAUACUGAUAGGAUUAAAAUCCCAAAUUUUAGACGGCUAAGAAAUUAGAAAUUUUAGACUGUUUCUGAAAUGUCGUUUACGUUACUAUUUCUUUAAUCAAUUCUUCUAUUCUUUUUCCCCUUCCCCAUUCCAUGCUGCUUAAAACUUGAAUCCCCCCUUAAAUAAUCACAAGCCAUUGCCAACGGUCUUCUCAUCACAUGGCGCCGAUCAAAUUUUUGAAAACCAAAACCAUAUUUGUCUCUUUCCCCAAGUACUUCCCCCAUUUUCUUUCCACUAGUUUUUGCCAAAGAUUCCACGUCUUAAAUACCAGUUCAAGCGCCUGUCUGUCUGUGAAUGCUAACACUGAUUUCUAAAAUGGGGAAUUGUGCUCUCAAAGGUGCCGUUGAGGAGUGCAGCCAUGGCAUCAGGGUUUUAACCGAUGCCGGCGAAAUCAUUGAUUUCAAGGGCCCCAAACUAGCUCGGGACAUCGUAAAUGGUUUUCCAGGGUAUGGUAUUUGCAGAAGAGGCCAAGCUUUAGCUCCAUUGGCUGAAGAUGAGUGCUUGGUUAAUGGGGGAUUUUACUAUCUUCUUCCCAUGGACAAGUUUCAGAAAAAUGGUGACUCUGGGGUGAUUCCAAAGGAUAAGGAAGAAGGUGUUAAGAAAGAUGAAGUGGAUCGGGUUGAUCAGAUUGAGCCACCGAAGAUGUCGUCGGCGGAUUUCGUUGAGAAUUUGUCGAGUGGGUCGUCGUCGGCUCUGGAAGUGCUGUCGUCGGAGAAGAACGGGGUUUGGAAGGUGAAAUUGGUGAUCAGCAGUCAGCAACUGGGGGAUAUUUUGUCGCAACAAGUGAACACUGAGGCGUUGAUUGAGAAGAUGAGGAUGGCGGCUAGCUCAGCUGUUGUAACUCCACGGCGGACCAAGCGGUUUUGUGUGGUGGCCUCCUGGAAGAAGCCAGCGGUGUCAAGUGUGUUCAAGGUUGCCACUGAUAAUACCAAAUCACCAUAGCUAAUUAUUGAAUUAGAAAAGAAAAUGCUUAGUAGCUUAAGCAGCUUCUUGUACAUAUAAUUAAUUGAAAUUUUAGAAACCCAUGUUGGCUUCAAUGCUUCAAGCAUCAAAUUCGGAGAAGCAAUGAUAAUUCUGGUUAUGGCCUUAUUUUCAGUUUCA
Gossypium raimondii (Peruvian cotton) is the source of this 1415-nucleotide messenger RNA. RefSeq lists its product as uncharacterized. The coding region runs from base 609 to 1256 and encodes 215 amino acids. The transcript has a single exon. Lineage: Eukaryota; Viridiplantae; Streptophyta; Magnoliopsida; Malvales; Malvaceae. The record is from RefSeq and is a predicted model, not a curated record.